AUGCCCCCUGUUCCUUCUAUAGCUCCACCCCUGCUUGUUGGUAGUUUGAUUUAUUUAACUAUCACGAGACCUGAAAUUGCUUACUCUAGAUCUCUUGACUAUGGUCUUAUGUACCAAAAAAGUGAAGAUUUCUUGUUGAGUGGCUUUGUUGAUGCAAAUUGGGUUGUUGAUGUAGAUUGGGCUAGUGAUACAAAUGAUCGUCAUUCAACUUCGAGUUACUGUUUUGGCAUUGGUUCAGCGGAGGUUUCUUGGUGCAGCAAGAAGCAAUCUAAUGUUGCUUUGUAG
Tripterygium wilfordii is the source of this 285-nucleotide messenger RNA. RefSeq names its product secreted RxLR effector protein 161-like. The coding region runs from base 1 to 285 and encodes 94 amino acids. The record is from RefSeq and is a predicted model, not a curated record. The transcript is spliced from 2 exons. NCBI's taxonomy places the organism in Eukaryota, Viridiplantae, Streptophyta, Magnoliopsida, Celastrales, Celastraceae.